This is a messenger RNA of Parasteatoda tepidariorum (common house spider), 612 nucleotides long. Lineage: Eukaryota; Metazoa; Arthropoda; Arachnida; Araneae; Theridiidae. The record is from RefSeq and is a predicted model, not a curated record.
AUAAGCUUUAAAGUUGAGUAAAAUAAUAAAAAAAAUUUAGCCGGUAACCGUUGGUUUGCAGAAAGGCUUGUGUUUUUAGUGAAGAAUUUGUCAACUGAAGAUUUUUAUAAUUUUCUAAAGGCUUAAAACAACUACAAAAUGACCACAUCAUUGUUACAAAAACCUAAGUCAGAAAUGACACCAGAAGAACUUGCUAAACGAGAAGAAGAAGAGUUCAAUACUGGUCCUCUGUCUGUUUUGACUCAAUCUGUGAAAAAUAACACUCAAGUUUUGAUAAAUUGCAGAAAUAAUAAAAAGCUGCUUGGCAGAGUAAAAGCAUUUGACAGGUAUUUUAUACAUUAUAAACUAUUAUUCAGAAAAUAUAGGUUGAUUUUUUUAAUAGCAAUUACAGUCGAACCCCGAUUAACCGAGGCAGUAACGAAGUCUAAAUUUUUUUUCUUUCUCCUCUCCAAAAUGAGCUUGGAAGAAAUUAUACACAUAUUAGUUCGUUGUCUGUGUUACAGGCACUUAUUUCCCACAAAAGCACUCAACUUCCAUGAAAUAUUACACCCUGAGAAGACAACAUCCAUGAAUUCUUUGUUAACAGUGGUCAUGUGACUUGUAAGUUUAAUC